AUGAGUACAUUUCUGCGCUAUGAACCCGCUUUCUGGGCCGUCGUUGUGGCGGUCUCGGUGCCGUAUGAUCUCUACUACAUCGUCACUUCGCUUAGCUUUUGCGCGACCCGUCUACACUUUGUUUUGUGGCCAUUUGCACGUUUCCCGAUAAUCCCACGGUUGAUUUUGGUCUGCUUAUCGAUCUGGUGUUACUUUCUCACGCCGGCUCACGUCUUCACUUUCACUCUUAUGGACCUUUGGACCCCGUACUCGAUACAUCCGCCAUUAAACCCCAUUGAGGUAGUGCAUGAUCCUGGUGAAAAUGCGGUUGUUGAUGUCUUCGCAAUCCAUGGCCUUGGAUCGAACCCUGAUAGCGCAUGGACAUACAGGGACAACGUAACAGAGAUACGUUGGUUGAAAGAUAUUUUGCCGAAAGAACAGGGGUUGGUCAAUACCAGGGUAGUGAUGGUGAAUCACCGAACUCAGUGGUACGCAAAUACUGUCGAUGCAAGUUUCGACGAUCACGCGGAAAUGAUUCUCAAAGAGGUCGAGAAUGUCCACAAGACUCUCCUUCUCGCAAAGUUGCGAUCCAGUCCUAUUUCCGCCAUGACGAGAGGAAUCCUUUUUCUCGGAGUUCCUCAUAGUGGUACCAGAGCAGCAUUCAUCGCAUCUCUUCUUUCUUGUACAGCGUACUGGCGCGGCUCUUCUACAACUUUGCUUGAGUAUAUGGCUCCUGGUUCCGAACAUAUCAAGGACCUCGAAAGAAAGUUCUAUGAUAACUAUGCUCAUCCUCACUCGACACACACCCUUCUGCCGUACAUAUGUGAUUUCCAGGAGAUGCGAUCGGAGAGAUUUGGGAGAUUUUCUCUAGGACCACGAAACCAGACAGUCGAUCGCAACUCCGGGAGAUCUUCUCAUGGAGACGUUGUACAGCUUGACACAGACCAUCGUGGGUUGAACAAGUUCAGAUCACCCCAGGACCCGAAUUUUCGGCGCUUUUUGAGGCAUUUUAUCAAAGCAUUCGAGACUACAACAAAUGUGGGGAACACAGCUGAACCGGCAACUCCCAAUACUUUCGCUACAAGGCUCCGGCUGAAGGGGCUGGUUGACGAGAAAGGUCUAAAUUCAACCCUGGACGAACAUGCCUUAGACGUGGUGGAAGCAAUGAAAAAUUGGUUUGCGGAAACUCUCAACAGAGGAUGGCUACUUAUACUUGACAACCUUGACGAUUUGGAGACGUUCAAUAUUAUGGACUAUAUCCCAAGAAGCGCGUGGGGUAGCAUCCUCAUAACGAGUCGACGACGGGGGUUCCUAAGCUAUGGAACCACCAUAGAAAUUUCGGAAAUGAGUAUAGAGGAAGGCCUCUCACUCCUCGCAAAGAUUUCAAGGUUCGGCCGGAAUCUUAACCCUGAUGAACAGCGACUAGCUUUGAAGCUAUUACAGUCACUUGGAUACUUCCCUCUAGCGAUUGAGCAAGCUGGGGCAUAUAUUUCGCAACGUGCUUCUGACGAUCCUGAGUCCUAUUGUCGCGCCUUGGAAAAUUACCUUGACUCAUAUGAAAGGAAUGCUAAAAUGCUCCUACAACACAAGCCACUCUCUAUUAUUUGGAGCAACCGCAAUGAUUCUGCUUUGACAACAUGGGAAGUUUCGUUUGAUGCGAUCAAACAGGAGAGCCCAGAGGCAGCAGAUCUACUUCAACUGUGUGGAUUUCUCGCCAAUAGUGACAUUUUUGAAGAAAUGUUCAGUCUUGGCGGCAAGCUUGCUGCGAAUGAUACAACCUUCCAGGAAUCGAUCUCCAAGUUAUCUUCGUAUUCAUUAGUAAGCCUCAGAGGUGCACGCGACGCGUUCUCUAUUCAUCCUUUGGUCCAUUUCUGGGUGCGCGAACGCCUGCCAUUGGACGUACAACAGCGGCUAGCAAACGACGUACUCAAGCUGAUUGCUCGCGGGCUACGCCUCAAAAAGGAAGGGGAAUUGAAACACUACGUGCCAUUCGAACGACGCAUCAUUCCUCAUCUUGACCAUGCUGCGGAUAACAUGCGGAGAUUCCUCAGCUCCUUCACAACAGAAGUCAGCGUCCAACCGCCCUCGAAUCCCAUCAAGCAAAGUUUCUAUGAUACUGCAGAAGGAUGUUAUCUAUGGGCCUGGGGAGCUAUUAGCGACAUCUCGAUCUCCUGUCGUCGUUAUUUACUUUCAGACAUCGAGUCAAUCGGUGAGAAAUGGCGGCUGGCAUACAAGCUUGGUUCCAUAUAUCGGAAUCAGGGUCACUGGCAAAGCGCAGAGAAAAUCUACGGGUGGGCAUUCACCGAGGCGCGCACACAGUUACAUGGUGAACAUCCAAAAACACUGGAAAUAGCCGGCGAUUUAGCUUGGGCAAUAUUAUCGCAGGGGCGAUACGAUGACGCUUCGGAUUGGUACACCUGGCUUCUCGCAUCACGCAAGAAAGUACUCGGCAACGGCCAUCAUUCAACACUUGGUGCUAUGAAAGGUCUAGCCUCUAUAUCGAACCGAAGAGGAAAUUAUAGUGCAGCGCUACAGUUAUACUUCGAGGCUUUGGCUGGGCGUCAGAAGAGGCUGGGGCCAAAUGACAUCCUGACAAUAAAUGUUAUGGUGGAUAUUGCACAGGUCUUCCAGGACCAAGGAAAGUACGAGGAGGCGUUGAGAUGGUAUGAACGAGCCCUUACGGGGCAUCAAGAGACGCUUGGAGAGAAGCAUGAACGAACACUACAGACAAUUCAUGAUAUUGGAUCGGUCUUUUAUCACCAAGGACAGUAUGAGGAGGCGUUGAGAUUGUAUGAGCGAACCCUUGCUGGGCGUCAAGAGACACUUGGAGAGAAACAUGAAGGAACACUACGCACUAUUCAUAAUAUUGCACGGGUCUUUCAUGACCAAGGGCAGUAUGAGGAGGCGUUGAGAUGGUAUGAGCGAACCCUUGCUGGGCGUCAAGAGACACUUGGAGAGAAGCAUGAAGGAACACUACACACUAUUCAUAAUAUUGCACGGGUCUUUCAUGACCAAGGGCAGUAUGAGGAGGCGUUGAGAUGGUAUGAGCGAACCCUUGCUGGGCGUCAAGAGACACUUGGAGAGAAACAUGAAGAAACACUAUACACUAUUCAUAAUAUUGCACGGGUCUUUCAUGACCAAGGGCAGUAUGAGGAGGCGUUGAGAUGGUAUGAGCGAACCCUUGCUGGGCGUCAAGAGACACUUGGAGAGAAGCAUGAAGAAACACUACACACUAUUCAUAAUAUUGCACGGGUCUUUCGUGACCAAGGGCAGUAUGAUGAGGCGUUGAGAUGGUUUGAGCGAACCCUUGCUGGGCGUCAAGAGACACUUGGAGAGAAGCACGAAGAAACACUACAUACUCUUCAUAAUAUUGCAUUGGUCUUCCACAUCCAAGGAAGGUACGAGGAGGCGUUAAGAUGGUAUGAACGAACCCUUGCUGGCCGUCAAGAGACACUUGGAGAGAAGCACGAAGAAACACUAUAUACUAUUCAUAAUAUUGCAUGGGUCUUCCACAUCCAAGGAAGGUACGAGGAGGCGUUAAGAUGGUAUGAGCGAACCCUUGCUGGGCGUCAAGAGACACUUGGAGAGAAGCAUAAAGAAACACUACAUACUCUUUAUAACAUUGGUCUCAUCUUCCAGAACCAAGGAAAGUACAAGGAGGCGUUGAGAUGGUAUGAACGAGCCCUUGCUGGGUACCGAGAGACGCUUGGAGAGAAGCACAAAGAUACACUGGACACACUGGACAUAAUUCACAAAAUUGGUCUCGUCUUCCAAUGA
Molecule: messenger RNA, 3756 nt
Organism: Penicillium verhagenii
Lineage: Eukaryota; Fungi; Ascomycota; Eurotiomycetes; Eurotiales; Aspergillaceae
Product: tetratricopeptide repeat protein
Exons: 7
Coding region: 1-3756 (1251 amino acids)
Biological process (GO): microtubule-based movement
Cellular component (GO): membrane-bounded organelle; kinesin complex; cytoplasm
Molecular function (GO): kinesin binding
Source: RefSeq, a predicted model, not a curated record